AUGGGACAAAAUACAACAGAUACUGUUGAUGAUAAUAAUGAGUUCAAAGUAGGGGUUGUUCUCGAUUUUGAUAGCUUAGUAUCAAAGAUUGGGUUGACAUCCAUGUCUAUGGCUCUCUCUGACUUUUAUUCUUCUACAAAUGAUACUCAUAAGAGAAAGCUGGUUCUCCACACUAGAGAUUCCCGUAGGGAUAUUUCUCAUGCAGCUUCUCAAGCUAAUGAUCUGAUAAAAAAUGUUGGAGUUCAAGCAAUCAUAGGACCAUUAACAUCAUUACAAGCUAUUAUCAUGGCUGAUCUCGGAAACAAAGCUCGGGUUCCUGUCAUUUCCUUUACCGCCACAAGUCCUACGGUUUCUACCUCUCGAAACCCUUAUUUCUUUCGAACAACACAAAGCGACUUGGCUCAAGUAAAUGUGAUUUAUGAUUUAGUGAAAACAUUUGGAUGGAGAGAUGUUGUACCCAUAUACGAAGACACGGAGUAUGGAAGAGGAGUCAUACCAUACUUAACCGAUGCAUUCCAAGCCAUCGAUACCAAAGUUCCUUACAGGAGCGUAAUUUCCCCUGCAGCUACUGAUGGUGAAAUUCUAAAAGCACUAUACAAAUUGAUGGCAAGGAAGACUAGAGUAUUUGUUGUGCACAUGACACCAUCCCUUGGAAUACGUGUUUUUCAAAAGGCGAAAAUGAUUGGGAUGAUGAGUGAAGGGUAUGCAUGGAUCAUUACAGAUGGGUUAAGUAAUAUCUUGGGCUCUUUCAAUUCUUCUGUUAUUGAUUCUAUGCAGGGAGUCUUGGGCGUAAGGCCAUAUAUUCCUAGGUCAAUAGAGUUUGGCGAAUUUCAAGCUCGAUGGAAAAAGAAGUUCGCACAAUAUAAUCAACAUACGGAGAACGUCGAACUGAACAUUUUUGGUUUAAGAGCUUAUGAUACAAUUUGGGCACUAGCAAAUGUGUUGGAGAGACUUGAGAUAACGAAUUCAUCAAGCCUGUUGGAACCACAAACAGUAUUUCCCGCUGCGCUGACAACAUCAAGUGUUCCCCAGAUAGGUCCUAUGCUUUUGCAGUUACUUCGCGAGACAAACUUUAAUGGCCUAAGUGGGGAUUUCAAUCUCAUCAACCGGGAAUUGCAAUCGAACGCCUUCCAAAUACUUAAUGUGAUUGGAAACGGGGGUAGAGAAAUUGGCAUUUGGACAACAUCGAAUGGUAUUUUACGUGACUCAAGCAGUUUGAUUACUACUAGAGCUAAAGAUUUCCCGGCGCCUAAAGAUAAUUUGCACGCUAUUAUAUGGCCUGGAGAAUCUACUGUUGUUCCAAAAGGUUGGGUGUUUCCAGAAGUGGGAAAAAAAUUAAGGAUUGGUGUUCCAGUAAAAGAGGGUUUUACUGAAUUUGUAAGAGUUACAAGGAAUAGUAGUUUCAACAAUUCCACUUAUGUAACUGGAUACUGCAUAGAUGUGUUCAAAGCUGCAUUAGAGAUGCUGCCCUAUCCGGUUCCAUAUGAAUUUGUUCCCUUCGAAAAAGCUGAUGGUACCACUGCCGGAACUUACGAUGACCUAGUAUAUAAUUUGAUUACUACUAGAGCUAAAGAUUUGCCGGCGCCUAAAGAUAAUUUGCACGCUAUUAUAUGGCCUGGAGAAUCUACUGUUGUUCCAAAAGGUUGGGUGUUUCCAGAAGUGGGAAAAAAAUUAAGGAUUGGUGUUCCAGUAAAAGAGGGUUUUACUGAAUUUGUAAGAGUUACAAGGAAUAGUAGUUUCAACAAUUCCACUUAUGUAACUGGAUACUGCAUAGAUGUGUUCAAAGCUGCAUUAGAGAUGCUGCCCUAUCCGGUUCCAUAUGAAUUUGUUCCCUUCGAAAAAGCUGAUGGUACCACUGCCGGAACUUACGAUGACCUAGUAUAUCAAGUUUAUGCACAGAAUUACGACGCUAUAGUUGGAGAUAUAACAAUUAGUGCAAAUAGAUCGGCCUACGUCGAAUUUACAUUACCUUAUACCCCAUCUGGGUUUUCGAUGAUUGUUCCGCUGAAGGAGGGCACGAGCAAUAAUCCAUGGAUAUUAUUUAAGCCUUUGAAUGCACAACUCUGGGUAGUGAGUGUUUUAUUUUUUAUCUUUACCGGGUUCGUGACUUGGAUGCUGGAACAUGACCAAAAUCCAGCUUUUCAGGGGAGAAUUCUGCAUCAACUAGAAACGAUGUUCUGGUUCUUUUUUACCACACCUGCUUUUGCUGAUCAGCAAAGGGUGCACAACGGUAUGGCUAAAGUUGUUGUGGUCAUAUGGGUAUUUGUUUUCCUCAUACUAAGUUCAAGUUACACAGCAAGUUUGACAUCAAUGUUAACAGUUCACCGGCUUGAACCUACUGUCACAGACGUACAUGAACUAAUAAAAAAUCACCAAAAUGUCGGUUACCUAGAUGGAACAUUUAUAUACACGAUGUUGCGGGGCAUGGGAUUUGAGGAGGCUAAUCUGAAACCCUACAUCUCUACUGAAGAUUUAAAGGAAGCUUUCACAGAAUUGAGAAAUAAGGAGGAUCGUAUUGUUGCUGGUUUUGGUGAAGCACCUUAUAACAGACUAUUCCUUGCAAAAUAUUGUCAUCAAUUUGCCUUGGUUGGACCAACUUACAAGACAGAAGGAUUUGGUUUUGUAUUUCCAAGAGGAUCACCUUUGGUCCCUGAUAUUUCAAGAGCAAUCUUAACUGUACGGGAGAGUGACAAAAUUACAAGAAUAGAACAAGCUUGGUUUGGGAACCAACAGAGCUGUGCAGACCCCAGCCCCAUGUUUUUCUCAACUAGUCUCAAUUUGGAUAGCUUUUGGGUUCUUUUCCUCAUAACAGGAAUUCCAACAGCUUUAGCCCUUCUGGUUGGCAUCCUGUUCAAGUGGGAUACUCCACUUGUUAGAAAAAUCAAAGAUUUGUGGGAAAGCUUUCAUCGUAACAACUCUAGUUUUGUUGAAGUGGCAACAAGCGUACGCGACGACGAAGGUCAGGGAACCUACCACAACCAGCCAAACAACAAUGACAACGGUAAAGCGCCUCUGAUUGAGCCAGACUCCAAGGGUAAAGGGCCGCUGAUUGAGUCAGUGUCAAAAAAUGAGAAAUACAAUGGUUUGGAUAACACGAAUUCCUUACACCAAAAGUUGAUCAUCAAAGGUUGA
Molecule: messenger RNA, 3132 nt
Organism: Papaver somniferum (opium poppy)
Lineage: Eukaryota; Viridiplantae; Streptophyta; Magnoliopsida; Ranunculales; Papaveraceae
Product: glutamate receptor 2.1-like
Exons: 6
Coding region: 1-3132 (1043 amino acids)
Cellular component (GO): plasma membrane
Molecular function (GO): glutamate-gated receptor activity
Source: RefSeq, a predicted model, not a curated record